AUGGGAUCUAAUGCAGACGCCGUGCCUCCCCAGGAGGACGAGAUCACCGUGCUUGUUACCGGCUUUGCCCCGUUCAAGGAGCAAUACCCCAUCAAUCCAGCAUGGCAGAUUGCGAAAGCUCUCCCUCUGUUCCUACCACCCGCUCAACCUCAAUCAGCGUCCUCCAGUGGCGCUUCUACAUCCCCAUCCCCGCCCGUCCGAAUAUUGGUACACCCUGAAGCCGUCCGCGUUUCGUAUAAUGCCGUCCGAGAUCUGGUCCCGAAAUUAUGGGAAGGGAAGAAGAUAGAUUACACUGUCCACAUUGGUAUGGCUUCUGGGCGGAAAUUCUACAGCUUGGAGAGGCGCGGACAUCGGGACGGGUAUGUAAUGAAGGAUGUCGAUGGGGAGCUAUUGGGUGACGCUGAGAGGCGGGAGAAGGAAGGGGCAAGGUGGGUAUGGCAUGGGUUGCCGGAUGAGCUGUUUACGUCCGUUGCUGUUGAUGAUGUCUGGACGAGGUGGAGGAGUUCACUGCCGAAUCUAGAUUUACGGAUCUCAGAAAAUGCAGGCAGGUACCUGUGUGAUUUCAUUUAUUAUUCGAGUCUGGCGUACUUGACUAGGAAAGAAGAGGAUAAACGUGUGGUGUUUUUACAUGUGCCUGUUGCGUCUGAUGAGGUUGCUGUGAAGACGGGCAUCGAGGUCACCAUUGAGUUGAUUCGAGCUGUAGUACAGAGUGGGGCGAUAAAGAAGAAGCUAGCACGAGAACAAACGCCUAAGAGCUAA
Molecule: messenger RNA, 759 nt
Organism: Venustampulla echinocandica
Lineage: Eukaryota; Fungi; Ascomycota; Leotiomycetes; Helotiales; Pleuroascaceae
Product: Pyroglutamyl peptidase type
Exons: 3
Coding region: 1-759 (252 amino acids)
Biological process (GO): proteolysis
Cellular component (GO): cytosol
Molecular function (GO): pyroglutamyl-peptidase activity
Source: RefSeq, a predicted model, not a curated record